AUGUCAUACAUUACCUCACUUGAAUCAUUGGGAGAUUCACAAUCACCACCAAAAGAUGGAGAAGAGUGCUUAAAUGUAUUGAAUCCUAUCAUUGAUUUAAAUGCAAAUACUAAUAAAGAACCACUAACAAAUGAAUCAACACCGGCAAAUGAAGUUGUGAAUGAAGAAAAUGUUGAGAGCAGUGACAUUGUUAUUCAAAAGUCCAAGAGGAAGAAAACUUCUCUAGUUUGGGAUCACUUCAAAAAAGUGGAAUUAAAGAAUGGAAAAAAAUGGCAAUGUAUACACUGUAAAAACAAUUAUUCUGUUGUUGCUAGUGGAUCAACCAGUCAUUUGAUGAGGCAUUUAAAACAAACAUGUCAUGUUUACAAGAAGCUAGUAGCACAACAAAAAAAAUUAAACUUUCAGCCAGCAAAAAGCAAGAUUGAUGAGAAGCUUUCUGGACCACUACUAAUGAAUUCAGGAGGUAAAUAUGACCAUGAAAGACAACGAGAAGCCACCGCACAUUGGAUUAUGAUGCAUGAACAUGCAUUUAGUAUUGUUAAGGAAGAAGGUUUUCAUUUUCUGAUGAAGUGUUCUAAUAUUUCAUAUGAGAAAAUUAGUCGGAAGACAUUGAAGAAUGAUUAUAUUGCUGUUUAUGAAGCUGAAAGAAAAAAGUUGAAGUCUACUUUAAGGACAAAACGCAUUCUUAGUUUUGUUCAUGUUCCUCCUCCUCGGCGUGGUGUUGAUAUUGCUGAUGCUAUCUUCAAAUGUCUUAAAGAUUGGGGUAUUGAAAAUAAAAUAUUUAGUGUGUCAGUGGAUAAUGCACAUUACAACGAUAGAUGUUUGAAAGAGUUAAAAGUUCUGAUUUUAAGGCACCGGAAAUUAGUGUUAGAUGGAAAGUUAUUUCAUGUGCGUUGUUGUGCGCAUAUACUAAAUUUGCUUGUUCAAGAUGGUAUUAGGAAAAUAGCAAAAAUAGUUGAAGACGUGCGUGAAAGUGUGAAGUUCAUCAAUCAGUCUGAAGCAAGGUUGCAAACAUUCUCAUAA
Lathyrus oleraceus (garden pea) is the source of this 1023-nucleotide messenger RNA. RefSeq names its product zinc finger BED domain-containing protein RICESLEEPER 2. The record is from RefSeq and is a predicted model, not a curated record. The coding region runs from base 1 to 1023 and encodes 340 amino acids. The transcript is spliced from 2 exons. NCBI's taxonomy places the organism in Eukaryota, Viridiplantae, Streptophyta, Magnoliopsida, Fabales, Fabaceae. Gene Ontology annotation, molecular function: DNA binding.